UUGCAGAGGAAGACGCCAAGAACUCCAAGUUCGUCCAGCAACACAGGCGGUGAUCUACUCAAGUGAACUCUAUUGCUGAGAGUGCUUUCAGACUUUAUUAUUCUAAUAAACAUAAAAGAGAGAAUCCUACAUACUUCUUGUUGAUCUCUCGUUUCCUUUCAUCUUUUGUCUUUUCACAACUCUCGAAACAGUGUUAAGUUUGAAAUGGUUUGAUUCCAAUCUUUUCCCCCUUAUGUUUGAAAUGGAUUGGCUCUAUUUUUGUUAUGUUGAAUCGAAUAUAGAUGGCUGACCAUCAUUAGUGACAAAUCUCAUUACAAAAGUUCAUUAAGCAGACCACAGAGAAUCUAACAACUUUAAGCAUAUAAUGUAAGCAAUAGAACCUGCAGGCCAUCGAACUGCAGUAGAAAAAAAAAACACCUUUUCUCUCCCAACCCCAUUAGGGUUUUCCUGUGAACGUCUUCGCCGCCGUCGGUGUGGCCUCUCGCCCACCGACGAGAACACUCCUCUUUCUCCCUCCUCUUCCUUUCUUCCAUGGCUCUGCUUGUUCCUUGUCCCUUUGCACCGUUGCUCCUUCCUCCGCCUCCAGAACCGCCGCCGCUCGUGUUUCUCCUAGAUCUGCCAGUCGAGUGCUCUCCUCAUGUCCUUUCUGUUCCUCUCCACCCACCGGAUCUGUCCCUGUUCCUUUGCCGCUUCUUCGACUCUGCAGUGAUUAUACUGUCCGUUCGUUUAGUAAAUCUAUCAUUUUCAGUGGUGUUUGUUCUUAUGGUUUUCUGUGACUCCUUUACUGCAGUAUGCGGGUUCAAUUCCGGGUUAUAUCCGGCUCGUUCUAACUCUGUUAAGUUCGAUUUUGGUCUCUUAAUCUACUGGCCUCAAGUUCCUCAAAUCUGUAUUUAUUCACUAUUACUUGAUAUAAAAAUUGACAUGGUCUCUGGUUGGAAUUAUGAAUCUGUGUCUUGUGCAUUUGCUUCCGUCUCUUGGUUGCUCAUUGUCCCAAGUUUCAUAGUUCAUUUGUCAAGAAGUUUGGAGAGUACGCAAUGUCUCAUUGAGAAUGAACUCAUAGCCUUGGUUGGUUUGGGGUCUCAUUCCUCUGUUCUCAGGUUCUUCAGUAGCAAUUAUGUUGCCUUGGCUCAUUCCUUUUCUGCAGUAUGCAGGGUUUUAUAUGUCUGUGAUUUAAAUGUGGAGGUGUAUGUAAUGUUUUCUAACCAUUGGUGGCAAUUUGGAAAGAAAAGCAACAGUAUUUGCUUCCUUACAUUGCAUCAGAUUUAUUUGGUCUCACGAAGACUUGGUUGCUCAUUGUCCCGGUAUCAUGACCUCACUGCCUUUGUUGCAGAGGGUCUAGCCCUUUUGGGCAUUUCUCAGCUGGUUUGCAAGUCAGACUGCCAUGAACUCAGUCGCCUUCUUUCAGAGAGUUGGUCUUCUGAUGUUCAUUGGAUCUUAUUAGCUAUUUGA
Messenger RNA from Brassica napus (rape), 1449 nucleotides. RefSeq lists its product as uncharacterized. NCBI's taxonomy places the organism in Eukaryota, Viridiplantae, Streptophyta, Magnoliopsida, Brassicales, Brassicaceae. The coding region runs from base 532 to 1449 and encodes 305 amino acids. The transcript is spliced from 2 exons. The record is from RefSeq and is a predicted model, not a curated record.